AUGGGUGCGACGCCGCCGACGGCGCAUGCUCGCGGACUGACAACGCCGGUUCCGUUAGCGUCCAAUGACCGGACGACAGCCGCUCGAAAACCGCCAAGCGCAACCGCGCGAUCCAAGCCGAGCGUGACGCGCAACACACCACAGAAUGGGCUGCCAAAGGGCAUAAACUAUAAGCUGCUCCGUGCCCUGAAGCCUGGCAAACAACGCCAGGCGUAUUUAAAGCGCCUGAUGAAGCGUUGCGGCGCUGUGAAGCUGCAGCAAGUUACUGAGACUAUUUCUUCUGCUACGAUUGGUGCUCGGCCCUGGCUCUCGGUCAAUGCAAACGAGUCUUUGACUGCGAGCAAGUUGCCAGCAACGACGACGACCGAUAUCUCUUAUGAAGGAUGCUCACUACUCGAGAGUAUGGAGCCUCGAAAUGGCCGAAUCAGGUGUCGGUCGGCGCCUGCUGCAUUUUCGAGUGACGCGAUGCAGGAAGAAAUAUGCCGUGGGCUAGAGAACUAUGCGUUUGAGCUUGCCCGAGACGCUGCAAUGCCACCUGACGAUUUGGUCGACUAUGUGGUGUAUAUGGCAAGCAUCAAGGCAUCGAAUGUCGGAGAGCUCGUUGGGACCUUUGACGACUCUGCAGCAGUUGCUGUGGGCAUCGUUAUCGAGGAGUAUAUGGCACAGCUCGUAGAAGAUCAUGUGCUACAUCAACAGUCACUGUGUCUUCCAUCGAAAGCGAGCGUGCAGGCAUUCACGCAGGAAAUACUUCAUGGCUUCAACUGGCAGCUUUUUCAGCGCCAGCACCCGUGUUCGUGCUCAAAAACGGCAGACUCAGUUGUGACGCUUGUGGAUAAGGAAGCCAUGCUUGUGGACAAGCUAGCAGCAUUGGUUUUACACGAGUUUGUGUCUCUGCAACCGCAAGACUUCGAUGUUAAGGAUCACAAUCGCGACUUGCUUGCAUGGAUUCGAAGUGCGAUCGCCAUUCCUCCGUCACUGAUGACAGACGACGCAAGCUGCCGGUCGAGUGUUGAAAAAGUAGACGACCAGCAUCGCGGAGAGAUGAGCACUCGAUUCGAGAGUUGUCAGGACCCUGCAGUGGUGGAAGCGAGAGGGACUCCUCGGAUUCGCAUGUCUGUAAAAGCAAAUGCUGUGCACGGCAACCCCUCGUAUAAACUCCACUAUGCAGCAAAGUGUAUGGAUGGACAUCAUGUGGAGGCUUCAGUCGGUGGACUUGACAGCAAAGUCAAAGCAAAUGCGACGAUGUCGCAGCUAGCGAAGGUCGUGCAACAUCAUGAACAAAAAAGUAUGGGCACGCCGAAAGACUCGUUGCCAGCUCCGAGACCUCCUCCAGUGCUUCAGCCGCCACACUGUAAGGAGGGAGAAGAUCCAUACAGCAGCAUGUAUGAUCAUGUGUGGAAGCAUUUUGAUGAAUACGCGUGCCGGAAGCGGCAGAUGUCGAGCGACGCGAAUCGCAGCUCGACGUCGUCGGACGGUGAAGGUCGGACAACUAGCCGAGAACUACAGAGAAACGGCGAAGCAAGAGCUCAUUGCAGCGAAAUCUGA
Molecule: messenger RNA, 1545 nt
Organism: Hyaloperonospora brassicae
Lineage: Eukaryota; Oomycota; Peronosporomycetes; Peronosporales; Peronosporaceae
Source: the annotation of a GenBank genome assembly